AUGCCUACGACCGGCCAGCCAGGUAAAACCUCUCUCCGUGCCAGGGUCGCGCCAUCACGUGGCCUGGGCACACCCCAUGCCCAAAUCCACGACUUCCUCCCACGAUCGCGUGUCCAUCCGAACUCGCCACGCUCUCCCCUCAACGUGACACGUGGCAACCAGGCAUCCCCACACCGCUCCACGUGGCACGACGGGACGAGCACACCUGACGACGACAUAAAUCGAUCAGAACGGUCGAGACCGCAGAAGAAACUCGGAGAGGAAAAGAUGCGUGCCAAGAGAAGAACCAUGGUGUCAUCAACUCCUCCUCCCUCCAAGAAACCCUCAGCCAUGCCGCCACCCCCAUGGGAAGUCCUCCUCCUCGUGGGCCAACUUUUGGACCCCAAGACCCUCGCCACGGCCUCCUGCGUCUCUAAGUCGUGGUCCUCCGCCAUGUCUUCGGACCAUCUCUGGAAACCCAUCUGCCUCUCCCAUUACCCUUCGUCGCUUCUUUUGAUCACCACCAAUCCUUCGCUCUCGGCUCGCCGCCUCUUCGCCCUCCUCCGCGCUUCGUCCUAUCGCCACCGCCGCCGCAAUCCGUCCAUCCCCCGCAUCUCCCUCCGCAAUCUCAUCUUCGCCAUCGACGUCUUCCAACGCGACGUGCCCGUUCUUUCGCUGGCGAGGACCGGCGAGGAGCUGCUUCGCAGCGAUCAUGGUGGAGUUUUUCGAUUCGAAGCUGCGGGUGACGAUGGAUCAGAUGGUAGCUUGGAGAUGGGGGAGGUGGUGAAGAUUGGUUGGACGGUGGUGAUGAAAGGGUGGAGGGGGGCAUUUACGAUGAUGGAUCGAGUGGGGAAGGGCCGGGCGGUUGGAGAGACCGGGCUGUGGUUCUCGGAGGAGCUGCCGAGCCCCGGGUGCUGCUCGGCGAGCAUGGGUGGUGGGCUGGAGGCUGAAUUGGGGCUGGAGUUUUCUGACGAUGGAGUUGGGGAUGAGGAAGGGAGGAGGAGGAGAGUGGGGAGGAUGAGUUUGGGGUUGAUGAGCAUGGCUGAUUGGAGGUAUGUAGGAGUGGAUGAUGGCUUGCUUUACUUGCAACAUUUUCUCCUGCCCAACAACAUCUAGGCUUUCCUCUUCUCCCCGCAUCAACUUCAUACCCUUUCUUCUUUUUUUUUGUUAUUUUCUUAAAGGAAAUUGUUUUGUGUAACUUUUGGUGACAGGGUAGCAUCCCGCUACCUCCACUUUCAGUCAAAAAAAAAAAAAGGGGAAAACUUUGGGUGACAUGGGCAGCUGGUGAAUUGAGUUGCCUUGGAGUUUCAGUACAAGAUUACUGGAUGAGGAGUUGCUGAUACUUUCUGUUUUUAAUUAGUUACUGAAAGCUAAUGUCAGAAAUGUUGCAUGACAGGUGAUUUACCCUGUUUUCACCUAGUUAUGGACGUCGCAAGGGCGUGUAACUCUAGAAAUAAACCAUAUCAUAGCGAAGGUUCCACGUUAUGAGCUGAUACGCUUUCAUUCUACCAGGGAAAAGAAGUACACUAUCAUUGAAAAGGUAAGAAGAUUUCUUUUGCAAAAGGGUUUUCAUUCAUCAGCCCAGACAGCAAAAUUUUAGUGGCUUUUUAUAUCAGCCCUCACCCAAAAAGGCUAUGUGCAUCCGAUGGUGGUCAAAAGAACCUCUCUUUCCCCGGUAUCUUGAUAAGCUAUCAAAAAGGGGUUUUGUUCAUGACCCGCGCUGGAAUAAAAAUUGAAAUGGGAAUUGAAAUAAUCAUAUCUUCUAAA
This is a messenger RNA of Elaeis guineensis (African oil palm), 1746 nucleotides long. RefSeq names its product probable F-box protein At5g04010. NCBI's taxonomy places the organism in Eukaryota, Viridiplantae, Streptophyta, Magnoliopsida, Arecales, Arecaceae. Gene Ontology annotation, cellular component: SCF ubiquitin ligase complex; cytoplasm. The record is from RefSeq and is a predicted model, not a curated record. Gene Ontology annotation, biological process: SCF-dependent proteasomal ubiquitin-dependent protein catabolic process; gibberellic acid mediated signaling pathway. Gene Ontology annotation, molecular function: protein binding.